Pseudozyma hubeiensis SY62 is the source of this 201-nucleotide messenger RNA. RefSeq names its product cAMP-dependent protein kinase regulatory subunit. The transcript has 2 exons. Bases 1 to 201 code for a protein of 66 amino acids. The record is from RefSeq and is a predicted model, not a curated record. NCBI's taxonomy places the organism in Eukaryota, Fungi, Basidiomycota, Ustilaginomycetes, Ustilaginales, Ustilaginaceae.
AUGCAGAGCGCCCCGCUCGAUCUGUUCCCUUCGAACGAGAACGUGAGGGAACGCGCCGAUGAAGUCAGAAUUCGGAUCGACCGGCUGGCUGUGUUGGCAUCAAGGUUUGGGGAUCGCUCCAGUCGAAUUACUUGGGCUUGGCUGACAGUGCCGCGCCAUGGCUCGCUUACGUGGCUCGAUGCCGGCCUUCGCUUUUCCUGA